CGACUGUGGCGCCUGCGCGCGCGGGGCCGGCGGGGCUGGGGCCGUGGCGGCUCGUGCCGGGUGAUGCUAGGCGUAUCCCUGGGCUCCAGGCUGUUGCGGGGCGUGGGUGGCAGGCACGGGCAGUUCGGGGCGCGAGGUGUUAGCGAAGGUGGCGCAGCCAUGGCGGCAGGGGAGAGCAUGGCUCAGCGGAUGGUCUGGGUGGACCUGGAGAUGACAGGAUUGGAUAUUGAGAAGGAUCAGAUUAUUGAGAUGGCCUGUCUGAUAACUGACUCUGAUCUUAACAUUUUGGCCGAAGGUCCCAACCUGAUUAUCAAACAGCCGGAUGAGUUGCUGGACAGCAUGUCAGAUUGGUGCAAGGAGCAUCAUGGGAAGUCUGGUCUUACCAAGGCAGUGAAGGAGAGUACAAUUACACUGCAGCAGGCAGAGUAUGAAUUUCUGUCCUUUGUACGACAGCAGACUCCUCCGGGGCUCUGUCCACUUGCAGGGAAUUCAGUUCAUGCAGAUAAGAAGUUUCUUGACAAAUACAUGCCCCAGUUCAUGAAACAUCUUCAUUAUAGGAUAAUUGAUGUGAGCACUGUUAAAGAGCUGUGCAGACGCUGGUAUCCAGAGGAUUAUGAAUUUGCACCGAAGAAGGCCGCUUCUCACAGGGCACUCGAUGACAUUAGCGAAAGCAUCAAAGAGCUUCAGUUUUACCGAAAUAACAUCUUCAAGAAAAAGACAGACGAAAAGAAGAGGAAAAUUAUAGAAAAUGGGGAAAAUGAGAAGACUGUGAGUUGAUGCCAGUUCUCAAGCUGCACAGCCCACCUAGUUCAUCAGAAGCCACUUUAGUGUCUCCCUCCUGCUGGUGACUCGGCAGAACACCUUUUCUAAAGAAAAAAAAAAUUCCACUUACCUUUGCAUCUCCAGACUCCUUAAGCAGACAAGACCUCACUAUUUCUUCUAACCUGCUGUUUCCAGUAGGACACAGCAACAACUCUGUAAGCUUCAGGCCACGCCCACCCCCUCAGUCCAUAUCCGCAUUUGCUUAUAGGCCAUUCUUUUUGUUUGAAAAAUAAA
Molecule: messenger RNA, 1056 nt
Organism: Peromyscus eremicus (cactus mouse)
Lineage: Eukaryota; Metazoa; Chordata; Mammalia; Rodentia; Cricetidae
Gene: Rexo2
Product: RNA exonuclease 2
Exons: 7
Coding region: 64-777 (237 amino acids)
Cellular component (GO): mitochondrion
Molecular function (GO): nucleic acid binding; 3'-5'-RNA exonuclease activity
Source: RefSeq, a predicted model, not a curated record